Wasmannia auropunctata (little fire ant) is the source of this 1949-nucleotide messenger RNA. RefSeq names its product adhesive plaque matrix protein-like. The record is from RefSeq and is a predicted model, not a curated record. The transcript has 2 exons. Bases 84 to 1730 code for a protein of 548 amino acids. Lineage: Eukaryota; Metazoa; Arthropoda; Insecta; Hymenoptera; Formicidae.
GUGGCGAAUGAGACAGCGAUUAAACGACGAAAGAAAGCAUAGCUUUGUAGCUAUCCGACGGUGACAAGUGAAUUACAGCGAAGAUGGAGCGGCUGAUACUGCUCUGCUUGCUGUCACCGGCAAUUUUCGCCCGGCCGCACAAAACCAAGAAUCCCAAUGACGAGCCAUUUCUACCGAUACAUCCGGUCUACCCCUACAGCCCGAAGCUAAUCAAGCGAGGCGCUGAGACGGACGCGGUGAACUCCCAAUUAAUGACGGAGCUGUACGCGCCGAAAGUCGACGCCAAGGACACCUACAGCACCAGCUACCCCAGCACUUACCAAAGGGAUUCUUACUACCCCGAUUAUGAUCCGUAUCUCACAAACGGCACGGCCUCGUCGUACGUCUAUCCCGCGGUUCCCGCGUAUUACGGCGGCGGCGGCGGCGGCGGCGGCGAGGCGUACGUCUACGCCAACGUGCCAGCGUAUCCCGCCUAUAAUUCAUAUCCCGCCGCGUACGCGAUGAAUCCGGCGUCGUAUCCAGUGCCGUCGUACCCGAACUAUUACUAUCAGCCGCCACCCUAUUACUACCCUCAUUACUUCAGCCACGCGCUGUACGCGCGACCGCCGCUACCACCGCCGCCGCCGCCGUCGCCGCCGCAGCCGUCGUUAGCCAUCGAAUAUCACGAGGCGUCGCAAGUUCCCGCUGUCGCGGAGGACGGCAAACAGAACGCGGACAACGUGGGCGAGAGGCCGAAGGAGGACGAGACGAGCCUGCAGGAGGCGCCGGCGGCGGGCCAAUUCGUGGAGGGCGGCAACUACAUAGCCGCCAACUCGCGGGACCUCGACGUGCAAUCCAGCACGUACAAGGUGGCCAGCCCGUACAACCAACUUACGCAGGACGUUCAGGUGAAGAACGCGCAGCCGAUUUCCCUGCCGAAGCCGACGUACAGAGUCGUCAGCGUGAACGGGCAGUCGGUCAGUCCGGAUUUCCCGCUGUCCGCCGCGUACGUCAAAUCUCAGCAGAUUGAGCAGAUGACGAGCCAAACUCUGGCGGAUCUACUGGCGCGGCAGCAGCAACACGACGGCAGCUCCUACGAGAGCGGAAAGGACACCGCGAGCGGUGCCGAUGGCGGUGCCUCGUACGAGAACCAGAACGCGUACAGUUCGAACGCGCCCGCGUCGUACGUGAGCGUUCCGGGCGCGAAAGGCAAACCCGGUGUCACCUACGUGAUCGACUCCGUCGGAGUCGCUAAGGUCAGCGGGGAACGAGCGAAGCAGCAGAGCUCGCCGUCUCAGAGGGCAGCCUCGAGUAAGAGUACAAGGUACUCGAACGCUCGAAAGCAGGCGUUACGGAAUCACGCCCAAGCGUCGUACGCGUCGCCCGAAGGUGGUAAUACAGCUACAGCUGUAACAGCUAGCAGUUACCGCGCCCGCGUAUUGACCAGCGCACAACCGGCGGGUCAAGCUGACAAGUACGCCGGUUACGACGCGUCGCAGAGUUACGGCGGCACUUACAGUCAGUCCGGCAGCAAGCAGGAGCCGAAUUACGGAGCCUAUCAGAGCCAACCGGGCUCUUAUCAGAGUGAGGGUUUUACCAUCGUGCCUCAGACAACGCGAUCGCACGUUUAUCAGUACUCCGCCUACGCAGAAGCGGAUCAGGCGCAGCAGCAGCAGCAGCCGCAGCAGCCGCAGCAAGAUGCGGCCAAUUUAAACAACGGCAAUUUUGGAAGUAAACAAUAUAAAGGAUAAAAUACAACAAAACGCGAUAAAGCUAAUCUGGUGCUAUUAUAUGUAAGAUACUGUUUUUACAUAAGACCUUGUUAUUUGUUGUUGUUGAAUUUUGACGCAGCUUUUUUCAGUUCUAGCGAAUUAAGUAAUUGUAUAGUACAUCUCAAAUAUCAAACAUUAUUUUUAUAUUUCUUAUAAUGUAUUAUAUUUUUUUAUAAUAUCAAACAUUUUUUAUGUUUC